AAAAAAACUUUCGAAUUACUUUUUAAAGUCAAAACUGAAACACGUAAUACAGAAAAGAAAAGACUGGUAUCUGGUGAUUAUCUCCUUUCAUAAAAUUAUCGCAAGUUUUCAGAUGUUGUCACUCUAGCAAAUAAAUGUUAAAAUGUCUGACGAAGUACAGGAACAAGAGUUUUACACCGGCAAAGAAGCUUAUCUUUCGACGAUAUUCAGUAGAUGGCGCACGUUUCAUAUAAUUACGAUGACUGUGACAUUUCUGAGUGCAUUGAUUGCUUGCUUCUCAUUCGUGGCUUAUGGUAGUAAAUUUCAGCCAUAUUGUCCUCUAUUUGCGAAGUUGAGAAUCAGUAAAAUAGAAGCAAAUUCCAAAAAUUAUACGCUUUACUUUAAAGUAAAAAAAAAGGAACCAGAUGGAUCGAUUUGGGGUCCAGACUCUGUAUGCGCUGUUGUCCUCUACACUCCUAUUGUAAGCAUGCUGACUGCACUAACGUGGAUUCUUCUGUUCUGUAGCCACAUUGGCCAACGAACUGCAAAAGGUAACUUCAGUUAUAGCUCCCAAUGGAAACUCGUGCCUCCAGCUUGCAUCACUGGCUUCAUGAUGACGGGAGUAGCUUUUGCAGCAGCCGUUAUUCUCACAAUUGGUGGAAGCAAAUUUUGUGACAGUUUUACAGUGACUGAAUUGGAAAGCUGUGAAAUGGCUCAACGUGUUCACUGGGUCAGCCGCCAGCAAAUGCAUGCCUUCUACGACUACCUUAAGCAAGCUCAAAUUUGCUACUGGCUGAUUACGCAUUCUUGGCUCCUCCAUUCAAUCAUAGCCUCGAUUCGCUGGAACACUGAUGCCGAUUACGUAAUUGCAGAAGAAAGGGAAUUGGUAGAAAAUGCCCGCUGAUUUUUUUCCAUUUCUUUGGUCUAAAAUUGACUUUUUGUUUUUGAAAUAAAAUAUUGUUCAGAAUAUCUAAAAAUUAUAUACUAAGUCUACAAAACGAAAAAAGCAAAAUAAAUAAAAUCAUGAU
This is a messenger RNA of Stegodyphus dumicola, 1007 nucleotides long. RefSeq lists its product as uncharacterized. NCBI's taxonomy places the organism in Eukaryota, Metazoa, Arthropoda, Arachnida, Araneae, Eresidae. The record is from RefSeq and is a predicted model, not a curated record.